AUGCAAAAUGAAGUACAAAACUCUAAAGUUUCAAUUCAAAAAUAUAUUGACAGUAUGAAAAAGAAAGAAAUUUCCUUCCAUGACAAUAUAUUAGAAAAAAUCACAGAAAUAUCUGAAAGGAUUCCAAAAUGUUCAAAGAAUAUAAGACAAUUACAUCAUAAAAUCGACCAUAUAGAUGAAGAUAAUGAUAAAUUUUCAGAAAUUUAUCAACAAUAUAUUUACUGCAUUGAUCAUCUUGUACGAUCAAUUUGCUUCCUUACAGAUAGUCCUAUGGAUAGUUGUCCUGAUGUCCAACGUCUUAUUGAUUCUCCAAAAUUCCUUGAAAAGUUUAUAGUUGAAUGCGAAGAAAAAUUAAUAUCAUACGAUAAGGAAACAAGGCUCAAACUAACAAAGAGCACAGAUUCUUUGUCUCGGCUUCUGAAAGUCAAAAAUUCUGAAAUUAAUAUUCCACUUGCGACAGUUUUAUCAAAUCUUGGUGCUGUUUCCUUGGAUGUUGUUGAAGGCAUGGAAUUACAGCAUAAGGAAAUCGUGCGUAGUUUAGAAGAAUAG
Messenger RNA from Trichomonas vaginalis G3, 549 nucleotides. RefSeq lists its product as uncharacterized. NCBI's taxonomy places the organism in Eukaryota, Parabasalia, Trichomonadida, Trichomonadidae. The transcript has a single exon. The record is from RefSeq and is a predicted model, not a curated record. The coding region runs from base 1 to 549 and encodes 182 amino acids.